Molecule: messenger RNA, 373 nt
Organism: Pyrgilauda ruficollis (rufous-necked snowfinch)
Lineage: Eukaryota; Metazoa; Chordata; Aves; Passeriformes; Passeridae
Gene: NDUFA3
Product: NADH:ubiquinone oxidoreductase subunit A3
Exons: 2
Cellular component (GO): mitochondrial inner membrane
Source: RefSeq, a predicted model, not a curated record
UUUUGGCCCUUUCUGCCCCGUUUCUGUCCCCGCCCAGGCGUGGCCGGCGCCCUGCGCUCGCUCUGGGCCAAGGAGCCGGUGAUCGCCGCCAGCUUCGGCAUCGCCGCCCUGGCGCUGCUGUCGCCGCUGCUGAGCCCGUACAGCAAAUACUCGGGAAUGAUCAACCAGGCCACGCCCUACGCCUACCCCGGUACGGAGCCGCGGAAACAGCCCGGAACGGCCCUGAAAACAGCCCAAAAUCGGGGCCAAAAUGUCCCUAAAAUAGCCCUGAAAACAGCCCAAAAUCGGGCCCAAAAUACCCCUAAAAUAGCCCUGAAAACAGCCCGGAACAGCCCUGAAAACAGCCCAAAAUCGGGGCCAAAAUGUCCCUAAA